GAGGAGCCUCUGUCGCACCAGUCGCACCUCGCUCGCACCGCGCGCACCUGCUCGCCGGACCAAGUGACGCCGUGUGACUUGAACCACGCGAGUUCACUCGACAGAUCUAGAAAUAUUUUUUGUCUUGUCCCUAAAUAUUUACAAGAAAAAAAAUGACCUGAAUUCAAUCAAAAUUGUAAAGUUAAUCAAAAGUUUGAUGUUUAAAAAAAUUAAUUCUAGUGAAAGUUUGCAAGAAUUCCCCUCUUUCCCAGUUCUUAGAUUAAAAUUGCAGUCAUAACGUGGUAAUAACACCUCUUUCGCUAUUGUCGAGCCCCCAGCCGCACCCACCGCCGCGUGCCGUCCCGGAUCUCGUAGUUUAGUGUGUGGCGGGAGAGGAGCCAGCUGCCCGCCUGGGUGUGAAGCCGAGUGCACCGAGUGAGUCCGCGUCGCUGACGUGAGGAAAGGACGAGGACCCCGGACCCCGUCGUCGUUUGCACGUCCCCGCCAGCGAUGACGCGGCGCCGCCCCCUCUUGGAGCUCAUCCUGCUGGACCCCCAGCAGCACCCCCGGCACGGAGCGCGACGCUAGACUGCGCACAGGUUUUACUGCGAGCAGGACGGCCGCCAUGUCGCACCCCAGCAGCCUGCUCCUCACGGCGCUCUUCCUCACGGCCUCCAUUGCGAAGCCGACCUCCAACUUCAGACAGGCGGUGUCCGGGGCGGCGGCGGUCGGACAGCUCGCCGCACUCCCAGCAGACAACGGCUUCCCAACAGGCAGAGCGAAGAGGACCUCAGGGGCCGUGCCCAUCACAGGUGACGGACGGCUGGGACUACCAGAACCAGUACCUGCCCCAGACCCACGACCACCCCAAGCCCGACGGCGAGAGGCAUACCAGCCUCUGCGGCGUGGAGCACACGCAGGUGUUCGAGGCGUCGCAGAACGCCGCACAGGUGUCGUACAUCCUGCCGGCCGGCGGCAGGUUCGCCGUCUCCGUCCGGUUCGUCCGCAACACCAGCCCGUGCAGCGUGCUGUCGGAGGGCAACGAGGUCAUCACGCUGCGAAACUUCGGCAAGCGGCGCAACUGCACGGUGACGACCAUCUUCCCGUCCGAACUGCGCAUCCUGCAGCUGCAGGUGGGCGUCAACGAGAAGCACCCCAACAUGGAGCCCGAGACCGGCACCAUCCACAAGUGUGAGAAGCGAGGUUUGGACGACUUCGUGCAGGUCACGGGCUUGGGCUUUGCGACCGAACUAGCGGCGCCCGUCACGGUAUUCGGAUCGGUGUGCGGGCUAGACACGAGCGCCGGCCGACCCAUGAGCGUGCUCUGCGGCGCCCUCAACGUGCGCCUCGUGUCGAGCGGCCGCUACGACAACGCCGUCACGGUCUACCUGAAGCGGCUGGAGACGGAGGACGAGCAGCUGGGCGCCGACUACUUCUGCGACGCCGGGCUCUGAGCCGUCCCACGAGGAGACAGAGAGAUUCUUCUGCAUCGCCUUCCGCCUGCCUCUCCGCCGCCGCGCUGGCCCGCUCCUCCUUAACCACGUGACCGUCCUGCUGGAGCCUGGCGGUCCUCCCCUCCCGCGCUACCGCAGCCACUUCUCUACUCCACAUCACUCACCGCAUCUUCAUCCGGAGACGACCGCGGCCUCCGUCUCGACACCUCUCGCGAUCUUCAAAACGACGUACACGGCCUCUUAGUGAGUCCCCCGCCCCCUAGCCUCAGCCUCAGCGUACGGCAUACCAUUCAUUUUAAAAAGAGAAACAAAAAAAAAACAGUGGCCUGUGAAGGUUGCGAACUAUCUUAUAUCUUCAAAGGGCAAGUCGCGCUGCCAUCCGGCGGGUCUUGUGUGAUUUAUUAUAAUUGUGAGCGUCACCCGAACGAGAUCGUAUGUCAAUUAGGUAUUUUCCUUUCUCUUGUGUUUGGUUUGAUAUUGGUAUUGCAAUUGUACAAAUAAGUAAACCCCGGAAGUUUCGUAAGUUUCUCCCCUGUUGUUCGAGGCACCGAAUGUCGUGUGUCGCUUGUAGCAAACGUUGUUUUCUUCCUGUUCACGAAAGCUUGAGUAGACACCAUGUCUAGUUUAACGAAGCCAAAACUGUUCUAUUUUUAUUACAAAAUCUUUCGAAUAUUGGUUGUGUGUGUGAGAGUAGUUGGGCAGUCACCGCAAAGAAAAUGUGGGGCAAAGAGAAAAACGAAAAAAAUAAAAAAUAAAAAUUAACAAGGGUUACGUAAAGCAACUCACUCCACAUCGCAAUACUGAGGAAACCUAGAUUAGAGCCUCACACUCCAAGUCGGAGUAUGACGACUGUACUCAUUAAAUUCAUCCUCAUUCUUCUGAGGUCUUUUAUGUUUCUAUGUAAGUUAUUGAAUGAAUAAUAAAAAAACCCUCCUCUAAUUACACCAAAGAGACCUAUGUAAAAUACUCCUCCUUUCAGUAUACCGACGUAGUUAUAGUCAUCUCGUUAUGUUUGUAAUUAGUUUAGCCGCCAAGUAUUUAAAAGAAAAUGUUUCAUGCGUUGACCCAGUUUUCCAUCUUCUUUAUUUCUGUUCAAAACCACCACGUACUUGAAAACAAAAAAUGACACAAUUAAAGAAAUUUUGACUGUA
This is a messenger RNA of Frankliniella occidentalis (western flower thrips), 2584 nucleotides long. RefSeq names its product corticotropin-releasing factor-binding protein. Lineage: Eukaryota; Metazoa; Arthropoda; Insecta; Thysanoptera; Thripidae. Gene Ontology annotation, biological process: negative regulation of corticotropin secretion; hormone-mediated signaling pathway; negative regulation of corticotropin-releasing hormone receptor activity. The record is from RefSeq and is a predicted model, not a curated record. Gene Ontology annotation, molecular function: corticotropin-releasing hormone binding.